AUGAUCAUCACAGUCGCAAUCGCUCUCGCGGCCAUCAAGGGCAUCUUCACCGCAGCACCUCCCGCACCCGUUUUAGACCACGUCGCAGACACAACAACCACCUCCGUCAAGUCCUCCACCAACGGGUCUACCGCCACUACUAUCACAACCACCACCACCACUUUGUCCUCCUCCUCCUCGACCAUCAACGGAUCCGCUGACACCACCACCGUCGUCUCUGAAAAGUCCCUCUCCUCACCUGAAGGCGAGAAGCGCGACAAAAAGGACAAAAAGGACAAAAAGGACAAGAAGGAAAAGAAGGACAAGGGUGACAAACCACCAGCCACAGAAGAAGAAAAAGAAGACCUAAACAUCCCCUAUAUCUCCUCCGAAGACUGCAACGCCUGCCCAACACCCUGCAAAGACGAAGACCACCCACAUUACCCUUCCUACCUCAAGAUCGACCAUGAAAUGCCCCUCCUCCACUCCAUGAAACCCUACAUCCGUCACGUCCUCAUCUCGACCGGCCAAGACGAUUGGGACGCGCAUAUUGACUCUGAUCCUACCCAACUGGCGCACCAUAUGCAGAAGGCGAUUGAUGCGGGACAACAACGACUCAGGGAUGAGAAUGGAGGAAAGGAUGUGCCUAGGAUUGUGCUGACGAAUUCGUCGAGGAAGGCAGAGACUUGGGAUGGUCCGGGCUGGCAGGUGGUCAUCUUGCCGGAUCAGAUUGUUGUGAAUGAUGUUUUGCCUGAUCAGUGUGAUGAUUUCUUUGAGGCUUUCUUGAGGCCUGCGGUCGGGGCUGUCUUUGAUAGACCUAUUACUACCACCGUCGCUGAUGCCUCCAACAAAGAAAUCCAGGUCGAGAAGGAUGGCGGACAAGACUUCUCAACAGUCUCGAUCUCUACCGCAAACGGUGCACCAGAGGUCUCGUCCGCAAGCUCAACAUCCACCGAACAAUCCGCCGACGGCUCAACCCGCACCAUCACCACCACUACCACCACAACUGCAUCCUCCAUCCGGACCAUCUCUGCCUCAUCCUCAUCCUCCUCGAUCCACUCAACCGCCUCCACCAUCACCGGUCCCGGCCACUUCCACCACUCCACCAGCGACACAACCCGUCAAGUACAAGCCGGCUCCACAACCUUCCUCGCCCACCGGUGGCUCCCCAAAUCCGCCAUUAUGAUCUGCUCCCACGGAAAACGCGACAACCGCUGCUCCAAAACCGCCCCGCUUCUCAAAAAGCAAUUCCUCCAAUGCCUCCGUCGAAAGGACAUCUAUGGCGACGCCGAGGGCGACGUCGAGAUCUGGUUGGUCUCCCAUAUCGGCGGGCACAAGUUUGCCGGAAACGUGAUUGUACACAGAUCGGAGCCCGAGGAGAAGACGAGUAUGGCGAUUUGGUAUGGAAGAGUGGAGCCUUGUCAUGCGACAGCGAUUGUUGAGGCGACGAUUGAGAGAGGAGAGGUUAUUCGGGAGUUGUACCGGGGCGCCAUGUUGGGCAGUUUUGAUCCCUCCAAGAAGAAGAAGGUCGCCUGGUAA
Linnemannia hyalina is the source of this 1518-nucleotide messenger RNA. The record is from the annotation of a GenBank genome assembly. Lineage: Eukaryota; Fungi; Mortierellomycota; Mortierellomycetes; Mortierellales; Mortierellaceae.